AUGCCUCGCGUACUACCGCCAUACGGCGACCGGACCAAGUCCUCAGUGGCUUGGGGAGUCGUCACUGUCGCCUGUAUCGUUAAUUUUCUCGACCUCUUCCAGAGUUCCAUGGUCAUGUUUGGCCUGGCUGAUAUCAAAGAAGCACUGAAAUUCAGUGAUGGUGAUUUGAAUUGGGUCUUGGUGGCAUACACGCUCACAUUUGCCACGACUCUCCCUGUCGGGGGCCAAUUGGCUGACCGCGUGGGUUUACGUCUCACCUUUCUCAUUAGUACUUUUAUGUUAUUCUGGACGAAUAUUCUGAUCUCUUGGACCCCAAAUCAAAAUGGCAUGCUUGCUGGUCGAGCUCUGGCAGGUGUUGGGGCUGCCUUGACAUGCGCAACUGGGAUCUCCGUCAUUAGUCACACAUUCCCUCCCGGCAAAGAUCGAAAUGCUGGACUCGCAGUCUACGUCUCCUGCGGACCAAUUGGUACCGUGCUAGGCGUCAUCCUUGGGGCGCUGCUUACAGCUUCCGCGGCUGGUUGGCGCUCGAUGUUCUGGGUGAAUUUCAUUCUGGCUGGUGUUGCCUGCGUGCUGGGCUUCUUGAUCAUCCCAAACUUUGACCGGGAUACGACUCGUGGAUUUGAUUAUUAUGGUGUGGUCACUUUCAUGGCUGGCACCUGCUUAUUGAUCUUCGGAUUGAAUGAUGCGGUAGACCUAGGCUGGAAAAGCCCUGCCGUGAUAGUCACCAUUAUUAUAGGUGGCCUGUUGCUCCUCGCAUUUCCACUCGUGGAACGUAAGGUUCACGAACCGGCAGUGCCAUUGUCAAUUAUGCGCAACCCCCAUGUCCUCGUUCCCUUGACCGUCUUCAUGUUUGUUGGUGGUGGUUGGGUCACUUGGUUCUUCCUAGCCACAGAAAUUUGUCUCAACUCACUCCAUUACAAGACGGUGCUCGCGGCGUGUUACUUCUUACCUGCAACCGCGGUUUCCAUGAUUGGAGGUGGCAUUGGCAACAAGUUAGUCGGCAUGGGUCAUACCAAGAUUGUCAUUGUAGCCGGAUAUGUCAUCAGUGUGGGCGCGCUCGUCCCUUGGGGCUUUGUCGGGCCUCAAUUCGGCAUUUGGUAUGUGAUUAUCUUCUCGAUGCUCUACCUAUUUGCAGCACCGGGAAUCGCAGUGGCUGCGCAGGCCAUCGUGUUGAAUGAGAUUCCUUUGGAAGAUCACGGCACCGCGGCGGCCCUCAUGAACGUCAUGUAUCAAUUCGGAAGUUCUCUCUUCCUUGCGGUUGUCAAUGUCGUGAUGGGGAGUACUGGACGGAGCGGAGACCUGAGUCGCGAUCUCCUCACCCAGUACCAUAAUGGUAUGUGGACCUUGCUUGCUUUUACCGCCACGGGCUUGGUUCUAUUUGUGGUGUUCUAUCUUCCACGAGAGUCCCGUCACGGAGGCAUGCUCGACAAGUCUCAGAACGAGCCAGUUGAGAUUAAGGACGAGGAGGAAGCUGUAGGAGAGAUCAAAAGCACUUGA
This is a messenger RNA of Penicillium expansum, 1497 nucleotides long. Its product is annotated as Major facilitator superfamily domain, general substrate transporter. The transcript is spliced from 4 exons. Gene Ontology annotation, biological process: transmembrane transport. Lineage: Eukaryota; Fungi; Ascomycota; Eurotiomycetes; Eurotiales; Aspergillaceae. Gene Ontology annotation, molecular function: transmembrane transporter activity. The coding region runs from base 1 to 1497 and encodes 498 amino acids. The record is from RefSeq and is a predicted model, not a curated record. Gene Ontology annotation, cellular component: membrane.